Molecule: messenger RNA, 2795 nt
Organism: Gadus macrocephalus (Pacific cod)
Lineage: Eukaryota; Metazoa; Chordata; Actinopteri; Gadiformes; Gadidae
Gene: dok6
Product: docking protein 6
Biological process (GO): cell surface receptor protein tyrosine kinase signaling pathway; positive regulation of MAPK cascade
Cellular component (GO): cytoplasm
Source: RefSeq, a predicted model, not a curated record
AUGUGUUAUGUUAUCAACGAUGGGAAGGGCCGUGUUCCAUUAACCGACUGUCACGGGGGCGCGGGAUGGGCCCCUCCGGACCUCAGUGGCCGGGGUCAGGGGUCACCGGAGCGGUUCCACGUGUACCUGAUGCCGACGCCCAACCUGGACAUCUACGGCGAGUGCACCAUGCAGAUCACGCACGAGAACAUCUACCUGUGGGACGUGCACAACGCGCGCGUGAAGCUGGUGAUGUGGCCGCUGAGCUCGCUGCGCCGCUACGGCCGCGACUCCACCUGGUUCACCUUCGAGUCCGGCAGGAUGUGUGACACCGGGGAGGGGCUGUUCACCUUCCAGACGCGCGAGGGGGAGAUGAUCUACCAGUGCGUCCACUCGGCCACGCUGAGCAUCGCCCAGCAGCACGAGAGGAUGGUGGAGGAGAUGGAGAAGAGCUCCCAGAUCCACUCCAGGGAGACCCUCACUAAGUCCAUCUCUCUGCCACGGAGCGCCUACUGGCAGCACAUCACCCGACAGAACAGCGUGGGAGACCUGUACAGCUACCAAGGAACCAGCAUGACAAUGACCCUCAUCCCCAGAGCACAGACGUUCCCCAGCUUCCUCUCUGAAGAGCUCGACAGCCCACGCCAAGAAGAGGCGCUGUCGCCCUCUAGUGGCUACGAAUCCAGUUGCAUCGCCGGCCUGCGACAAUGACAUGCAAUGCCAUGACCAAACAAGGACACUUUUGCUCUACCACUUUAGAGAGAAUGUAGAAAUAUGUAUAGUGACAUGUGUAAUAUACCAUUUCAUGUCAAAGAAAAAAUAGUGUCAAACGUACGGUUGAGCAGUAGCCUACACACGACAGAAAAGACGGAGACUGUGUGUGUGUUUGAAAACCGCGGUAGCAUAAGAUGUUGCACCAAAAACCCAAGUCAUGUAGUCAUUCCGUGACUAUUUACGUUAUUCAUUCUGCUCAUGAACAUCGUCACUAUACCAUUUCCCCAAAGUCAAUCUUUGAUUCUAAAAAAUGUACGGGAAGAUGAAAUGUGCAGGGGAACCGAUUAUUGUUCUAGAAUGAGUCACGAACGCACUGCACUGGAUUCCCGCCAAAAGAGUGGAGCCCCAUCAUUUAUAAUUAUGAGUUUUACUUGCGUGAAUAUAAAGCACAGUUUAAGGAUUCAGUUGAGAAGGUGUGGGUGAUGGAUGUGAUCCAGACCUCCACAACCCUCGACCACACUUUGGAAACACACUUCAAAAAAACAUUUAGCAUUUGGACACCAUGAGGCGCCGACCCGCCUCCGACCCGCCGCCGACCCAGCGAGCGCGUCGGUCAGAGGCGACGAACGCUUUGCCGCUCCGCUGCUAAACACCGGGAGUGUAAGAGAAUAAGCUGAAUGCUAAUUUAUGUAUUUUAUAAUCGCCACGUAUUCCAAAUCAGGUAAACAACGUCUACAUAGUAAUUGUCUUACGAACCGGCAGAGACGGGAGGUAACUUGGUCAUUCCCAUGGCUAAUCUCUUAUGGUUUUUAACGAACUGAAUUCAAUUUGAUCUCGCCUUCCCGAUACAGUCAAAACAUCACAGAGUACAAAUGUCACGUGUAUUAACAGCCUAAACUCACGAAAACGUAAAUUCUUUGUUUUAAUGGUUGAAUCUGAUUCUCAUCAAGUGGAUGCCAGGGGCCUCUCAUGCUUCAACGGCCCUCGUUCCAUCCAGAGUAAGAAGUGCCUUUUGCCGUAGACCGCAGAGUGUGAGCCCUGAUCGAACCCUCGACUUUGGGCCUGCAGUUUACCAUUGGGAAUGGGACAGGUCAUCUUCUUUGUACUUCAUAUUUCCAUUUUGAAGUCGUUUUGUUUGGUGUGAUUCAGGUGUGCCAUUCCGUGUGUGGAAUUGUUAAGUCAUUAGAAUUAUUUAAAAGGAUAUAGUUGGUUGCUUAAACCUGCGCUGUUACUUUUUCACUGUAGCCAUAACUUACCAUUUUCCUCUUUCUCCACAGACCAAAUUGAUUUUGAGUGGCUGGUGGAAUGGUUUUAUUCUUUUAAAAACGGUUGCAUAAUGAAGGUUUAACCUGCGGUUAUCGUUUUCAAAUACUUCAAGGUUUUUGAAAUGCUGCCUUGUAAAAAAAAGAAUGUGAAAAUGUGAACAGACAAGUGAUUUUUUUAAUCACAGAAAUGCUUCGAGUCAUAGACGAAAAAAAAAAACGACAAUCAUCUUGAGGGGAGGAACGCCAACCCAGACUGGCGCACUUGACGCUUAAUUUAUUCUAUACAUUUAUUUUUCUGGGUUAAAUGUUUUGCCAAGUGAUGGAAAUACAAUUCUGGUAGAACAUGACAUGUAUUUAGAACUAGUGAAACGUUGCAUCUGAAAGUUGUUUUCCUUUGACCCAUGACGUCAACAGGACAUUGCUUUUCCAUCAAGCGGCAGAGCCCUUCUAUGAAAGGCUACUAAUAAUCGAAUGUCAAUCAACCUAUUUUAGCAAGGUCAUGUUUCUGCACCAUUUGAAAAAAGGAAGAUUAAAAACAAAUGUAUUCUAGCUCUAGUGAGAUACUACUGAAAAGACUGAAGGAAUUCAUAGUCAGUCGUUUUAUUUGUUCGUUUUUAUUUUUGAGUAAAACCACAUGAAAAACUCCUCCUGUAGGUACGCACUUAAGAUCACCCUUUCAUUUCCAUUGUUAUAAUUGUUUGUAUGAGUGUCUACACUUGUGUUAAUGUCGUAAUCGUUAUCAGCACUUUGAACCCGAGUGUGGGGUUAAAAUGUUCACUCACUAAAUGUACAUAUGUAAUGUAUUUUGGGAGUAUUAAAAUUAAUGUUCCAUUGUGA